UUCCUGUGUUGCUCGCUUCUCUUUGACAAACGAGGGAAAGUUCAAACGAAACCCCUCCAGCUUUUUCACCAAAUACCGAUGUGAUGUUUGGUUAAAAUGUAUCAGCCGACCUCUUUACUCGAGAAGUGGAGUCAGGAGAACAACGAGUUGGUAAAUAAGUGCAAGCAGCAGGAGGCAGCUGGAGGUGCUGUGAGCCGAGACCACAGCCAGUCCAGCCUGAGGUGGUGUUCCUCUGAAUUUCACAAACUUUUGAGGAAAAUCCAAGGUAUCCCUCCUCAUGUAGAUCACUCCCAGCUGGAGUUGGCAGUGGUGUACAAUACGUGUGUAUGCUUUACUGCUCAGUCUCAGUUUUCAGAAGCUGAGCUGCUCCUCAAAGAAGCCACUGAGCGAGUGUUACAGGUGACAGGAAAUAACGCUGAUACUUCUGAUCCGCUUGUGCUGUGGAGAGCAGGGCUUAAAUCAGCGGGAAACACAGCUUUGCAUCCUCAUGUUUUGUACCUCCUCUGUCUGCAGUGGGCACUAUGGCUGGCCAAAUGCCAGCUAGAAAAUAUAUGGGAAUUACAAGAGCAGAUGUCUUCUCUUUGUGAGCUAGUAUGUGAUGGAGUUGGGGAUGGCAGUCCAAGCGAGGCAAAAGGAAGGUUGUCAAAGAGUCCUCUGUUGGUGAUGGAACUUAAAAGGCUUACCGAAUUAUUACAGAUCUGCACUUCCAUUGCUCAAGGUGCAGAAAAGCUGAAUGAGGGUCGGAGUUCGGAAGCAUUGUCUGAUCUACAGGCGGCUUCUGCCCUGUCAGCUACCAGGGCUCUAGUGGCAUAUACACACCUUCUUUCAGGCUCCUGCCUCGCUCAUAUGAACCGCCCACAGAUGGCACUGCAGUGUUACAAGAGGGCACUCGAGACAGACUCCCGUUGUGUGUGUGCUCUGUACCGAAGCAUGCUCAUCUAUAGACAGCUGGGAAACACACAGGCUGAGAUACAGGCUCUUCGCCUACUGCACUCAACUUUGAUGUUGCCCCCUGCUACAGAGCCCGUUUUGGGAGGUAUCCAUCCCCUCUCUCCGUCCUUACUCCUCAGUAGCCAUUCACUAAGCAGGCUGCUUUUAGUCCCCUCUGCCCUAAGUGUCCUUUACAGCCUUGCCCUCAAGUGUGUGCUCAGUGGCAGGGUUACUGAGGGUGUUGAACAUUAUCUGGAUCUGCUGGCUGCUCUUCACUCAGAGGAUCAACAUGCAGUAAGAGUGAAAAUAAUAACAAACAAAAUCACAAUUCAAUUCUCCUUAAUGGGUUCAGUGACAUGUAUUUGUUUGCCUCAGGUAGAUGCUGAGGUUUCUGUCCUUCCCAGGAUGCCGGAGCUUUACCUGGAGGCUGGCGCUGCCUUGCUCUUUACCCGGCGUCCUGCAGAUUGUAUGGCGCUCUGCAAUGAAGUCAUCAGCACGACACUGGAGCUGGUACCAGAGAAAGUGGUGUUGGAAGAGCCAGACGAAGGAAUUGGAGGAGACGCGAGGGGUCUGAGUGUGGAGGGUGAAGAUAAGGUGGCGAUGCUCCUCUGGGCCGCAGCUGCUUACCUCCUCCAGGGUCACUGCCACGCUCACUUGAAGGACUGGAAACAAGCUGUGACUCAUUACACGAGGUGCAUCAACCUGCUGGUGAAGGUGCACUUAAAAAACAGAGAUUUCCAACCCCAGAUCCCUGCUGCAGAUGUGAAUGUUAAACAUGGGAAAGAUCUCUGUGCCCUACAAAGAAUGAAGGGGCUUUCACUAGCAUGGAGGGGUAUCAGCUUCACCCAGAUGGACCAGCUGAGAGAGGCGCUGAGGGACCUCCAGCUCAGCCUGCAGGCCUUCCCAGAUUAUACAGGAGCUGGGCUGUGGUGCGGUGAGGUGCUAUGGAGGCUUGGCAGGAAGCACGAGGCAGCAGCUUGCUGGGAAAAGACCUGGAGCCUCACGACUCAAACCUCAGUGGAAAAACUGCCUUUGUACCUACAGGAUCCUCAGUCUGGCCCUUUGUUGGACUCUGUGGAGUUGCGCCUUAGAAUACAGGAACUUGGCCUUACCUAAUCAGACUGGAGACAAAAGAAGAAUUACUUGUGACUUAAUGAGUUGGAUCGAUUUUGCUAUGGGUUUCAUUUCCCACGCCAUACAUACAUGGACCUACAGGGACAAUAAAAUAAGCUUACUGUAAGCGUUUGAAACUAAGGAUGGGCACAGUGUAUGUGUAUUGUAUGCAUGACAAACAACAAACAAAACCCAAAGAAAGAAACAAAAAAAGCAACAUUUUACAACUUCAACCUAAAGCGCUCUGUCUAUGCAAUAAAAGGUCACGUGGCCUGAAACAGAGACGUGGUGUCAAAACCAGUGGGCGCAGCCAUGAAUCACAUGCCACUGUUUUCUUUUUAUUAUUAUUAUUAUUAUUAUUAUUAUUAUUAUUAAUAAUUAUAAUAUAAUUAAUCCCCUAAUGGAAGAUUAGGGGAUGCAUUGUUUGGAGUCACUGAACUGGCUUUAAGAAAAAGUCUGGUGAGGUGAUCUAGCCAAUAAAGUUCUCUCUACAUCAGCAAACCUUUAAUAUGCUGUACAUGCACUGUCAGCUGAAUUUUCAAAAACGGUUAAGCAAAAAAAAACAAAACAAUGAGCUACACUGCAGUCCCCCCUCCACACACCAUACAGGGAAAAGUAUCUGUCAUGCCAGUUCCUCCAGUAUAAUACUCAGCUUGGUUACCAUACCACACUCUAGCUGACAACUGUUCCAUCAGCAUCUCCAUUAAGAUAAACUGGACAUUGAUCAUUACAUGAUGGACUGCCUUGAUAAAUGAUGUAUACCAUAUAUCAGACUGUGUGAUGGCUGGUGUUUGGAAUGAGGUGUUGUGGAUGGGUUAGCCGACAAUCCAUUAAGGGAACAUAAUUUACUUAGGAUGUCUUUGAUCAAAUUUCAAGCUACAAAAAUGUAUUGCUAUCUAACAUCUUGUCUCAUUUUUUUUAAAUUUGAAUAAAUGAAGUAUAUCCUGUUGUUUUUCU
Molecule: messenger RNA, 3000 nt
Organism: Neolamprologus brichardi
Lineage: Eukaryota; Metazoa; Chordata; Actinopteri; Cichliformes; Cichlidae
Source: RefSeq, a predicted model, not a curated record